AUGUCGGCGAUAUCGCUGCAGGAGGAGGAGCUGAUGCAGAAGAGCGCGCGCGCCAUGCAGAACGCAACGGACCCGCUGGAGAAACUGCGACUGCUGUGCCUCUCACGCGGUGCCUGUGGCAUCAUGCGGCUUGGCAGGUUCCUCAGAAAAAUAGACGUUGAUGACAGCAAUCAGUUGCAUAAGGAAGAAUUUGUAGAAAAGCUCAAAGAAAGUGGUUUGGAACUUGACGAAAAGGAAGCCGAAGACUUGUUCAUGAUGUUUGACACUGACAACAGCGGGACCAUGAGCUUGGAUGAAUUCAUCAGGCAAAUUCGUCCCCCAAUGUCGGAAUCCCGUCGCUCCAUAGUGGAGCAAGCGUUCAGAAAGCUGGACAAGUUAAAUGAUGGACAUAUCACUAUCGACGAAAUACGCGGAGUCUACUCUGUCAACGCUAGCCCAAGCAAAAUUGCUACAAGUGGUCCCUAUAAGGCCCUAAUAGAAACUUUGAUAAAAUUCAAAAUAAAUAAACAAAAUAGUCUCUCCUUUUCAUUUGGUAUAGAGUAUGACAACGAUACCCUGUUGAAAAGUUUAGGUUUAGAGAGUCGUGCCAGAAUCGACACAAUUGACGGGGUAAAGGUUCUAUCCAUUCUGGCUAGAGCUCCUCAGUACCAAGGCGAGUGUUCUGAAGACUUAUUCUCUCUUAUUCCACCUUCCCCUUCCCUUCAGAGGACCACGCGCGCUGCCCUACGUUGUCACCGUCUAACUGCUGCUCACAAUUCCAACGCGUACAAUGAAAUUUGCACUCAUUUCUUUGUCGCUCUAUCCGUAAAUGGAAUGCUCCGUCUGUCCGUUCACGUGUUCCCUACUUCUUACAACCUGGGAUUCUUUAAAAGAGGCGUGAAGAAGCAACAUGCAGAGCAGCAAGCUGGGGAUGGCUGGUGUGGCAGUUAGAACUGCUGUACCAGCUAUGUUCACGUCUGGACUUUAUCGUCACUUAA
Messenger RNA from Chilo suppressalis (striped riceborer), 977 nucleotides. Lineage: Eukaryota; Metazoa; Arthropoda; Insecta; Lepidoptera; Crambidae. The record is from the annotation of a GenBank genome assembly.